UUUCCACCUAACAUGACUCUAGACUAACUUUUCAAUUUUGCUAUGAGAAUAAAAGGCCAAUUUCAUAUAUCUGGCCUCAAAUACAACCCCAUCGUAAUCCCUAAACAAUAGAGAAACCAACAAUCAAGAUUAAUCAGAGGAGGAAACCAUGGACCUAAGGAAAACUCAAGUGGCCGUGCCGGUUUUCUUGGCGAUAAUGAGUCUAAUGGUGAGUCAAGUGGUCUUCGCCGAGAAAUAUUCAGGUUCAAUGUCCCCUCAUGACCGGAAAUUGGCAGAAAUGCAAGCCCUUAAAGCUUCACUAGUUCGCCGAAAUCUACCGGCUUUGGUAUCUCCUCCUCCUACCCCUCCUCAGGCAGUACCCGGUCCGCGCGUGUACCAAGUGAUAUCAUAUGGUGCCGAUCCCACAGGGAAAUUGGAUAGCACGGAUGCAAUAUUAAAAGCUAUGGAAGACGCUUUUGAUGGUCCAAAUCAUGGAGUUUUGAUGCAAGGUAUAAAUGAUCUCGGAGGAGCAAGAAUCGAUCUUCAAGGUGGAAGCUACUUAAUCAGCCGUCCUCUACGAUUUCCCUCAGCCGGCGUCGGAAAUCUCCUCAUAAGCGGAGGUACAUUAAGAGCAUCAAAUGAUUUUCCGGUCGAUAGGUACUUAAUCGAACUCAAAGACGAAUCGUCAAAGUUACAAUACAUCUUCGAAUACAUAACCCUCAGAGAUCUUCUCAUCGAUUGCAACUACCGCGGCGGAGCAAUCGCCGUCAUCAAUUCUCUCCGGACAAGCAUUGACAACUGUUACAUCACACGAUUCGGAGACACGAACGGGAUUCUUGUCAAAAGCGGACACGAGACUUAUAUCCGAAACUCGUUUCUUGGUCAACACAUAACCGCCGGUGGAGACAGAGGAGAAAGAAACUUUUCCGGCACCGCCGUGAAUUUGAUGGGAAACGAUAACGCCGUUACUGACACCGUUAUAUUCUCCGCUAGGGUCGGAGUAAUGAUAUCGGGACAAGCAAACUUAUUAUCAGGUGUGCAUUGUUAUAACAAAGCAACCGGUUUUGGAGGAACCGGGAUUUAUUUGAGAUUACCCGGUUUAACUCAGAACCGGAUUGUGAAUUCGUAUUUGGAUUAUACCGGUAUCGUCGCGGAAGAUCCGGUUCAGCUACAGAUUUCAGGGACGUUUUUUUUGGGAGAUGCGUUUAUUUUGUUGAAAUCGAUAGCCGGAGUGGUUCGUGGGGUUAAUAUUGUUGACAAUAUGUUUUCCGGGUCGGGUCAUGGGGUCCAGAUUGUGCAAUUGGAUCAGAGGAACACGGCGUUUGAAGACGUGGACCAGGUGGUUGUUGACCGGAACAGUGUGAACGGAAUGGGAGAGAGAUCGACGGUGGCUAGAGGAUCGGUAGAUGGAAACGGUACAUCUUGGACCGUUGAUUUUAACCCGGUUUUGUUGUUCCCGGAUUUAAUCAAGCACGUGCAGUACACACUCGUGGCGCGUGAAGCUGGUGCGUUUCCUCUACACGCGGUAAGGAACGUUUCUGGUAAUCGAGUGGUCGUUGAGACAAACGCUCCUGUUACUGCAACAGUUUAUGUAACAGUGAAUCAAGGAGUUUAAUGUCGUGUUUUUGCCGUAAUAAUGGUUUAAUACUUAUAAAAUGAUUUAUACUUG
Arabidopsis arenosa is the source of this 1648-nucleotide messenger RNA. The record is from the annotation of a GenBank genome assembly. NCBI's taxonomy places the organism in Eukaryota, Viridiplantae, Streptophyta, Magnoliopsida, Brassicales, Brassicaceae.